GCCCUGGAUCUCUGUGUGCAGCUAAUGGACAUGGGGGAGACAGCGCUCAUCACUUCAGAUGGGAAUUACUGCUUCGGCCCACUGGGGAGGAUUCCCGACAUUCCUCCCUGUGCUUCCUUAACUCUCGAGGUGGAAUUGUUGACAGCCCAGGAUGCUCCCGAUUUGGAACUCCUCAGCGGGAAAGAGAAAGUCUCACUGGCUAACCGGAAGAGAGAAUACGGCAAUGUUCACUACCAGCAAUUAAAUUACGUUCUGGCCGCCAAUUCCUAUGACAUUGCUCUCAAGGUCAUCAACUCCAAUACUAAAGUGAAUUUCAGUGAGGAAGAAGAGGCAGAGCUGGUGGAAGUGAAGAUAAAAUGUUUGAAUAAUUUAGCAGCGUCCCAUCUUAAGCUGGACCAUUUUGAGGCUGCCCUGCGAGCCUGCAAUCAAGUGUUGGAGCAACAGCCAGAUAACAUCAAGGCGCUGUUCCGAAAGGGAAAGGUUCUGGCACAGCAAGGGGAAUACAGUGGGGCCAUCCCUAUCUUAAAGACCGCUCUGAAGCUGGAACCAUCAAACAAGACCAUUCACACCGAGCUCUCGAAACUGGCCAAAAAGCACGCUGACCAAAAGAACAUCGAGGCAGAGAUGUACCGCAAGAUGCUGGGGAACCCUGGGUCCAGCAGCCCCCCAGCGAAGUGCAAAGAUAAAUCCUCCUGGACAAUUCCGUGGAAGUGGCUGUUUGGUGCCACUGCUGUAGCGCUGGGGGGCGUAGCCCUGUCAGUCAUCAUAGCAGCCAGAAACUAAGGCCGACCUGCGGUUGAUGACUUUUGAGGAAUCAGGCUUGGAGAUUUGGCCCUUCCUUCCUCCCAGCUCCUGCCCCUCUUCCACCACCUGGCCCCCUCAAGGACUGGCAUACGACUUUGCACCGGUGUCCUCCCCUCUGGACUGUAGGUUGACUGAGUGGGGGGGGUGGGCACAGCAGACUUGGCUCUCCUGCCCAGCAGAAAGACUUCCCAGCCUCCAGAGUUGAUCAGAACAUCAAUGAAACCCUUUUGCAGGAGAUGCCUGGGGUGGCAAGAGAGAUUCUUGCACCGUCUGGAGCUGCAGAAGUGAGAAAAAACCCAGAGGGUCUGGGUAUAUUUUGCAGGAGAGGGCAGGAAAACAGGCCUUGGCUCAAUGGCUACCAUUCACUUCUCUCUUUCUUUCUCUCUCUCUCUCUCUCUCUCUCUCUUUCUCGCUCGUGUGGGUUUUUCUUAUCCUUGCGCUGAAGCUGGCCCCGCAAAAGAUCCGUCAAAAUGAAGGAAGGAUAUUUCUGGGGUCCGCCGGGCAGGGGGAAGAAACCAGGGACUGCAAAAAUAAAAAAUAAAAAAGAGUUGCAUUGGCUUUAGAACAGAUUUAGGAGGAGAAGCUUAGAAACUGUUUAGACCUGGCCUUAGGCCAGGUAGAAGAGGCCAGGACUGUGAAGAUGCUCCUUUAGUGCUCAGGAUUGGUUUAGGGUGGGGGGUCAGAGGGAUUUUGGUUUGUCCAACCGCCUUCCGUGAAAGCUUCCUUGGAGAACCUCAGGGGUUUCUCUAGAUUUCAUUUUGGUUUGUUCCAGGUGUUGAAAACAUGCCUGCAGGGAACAUGUCUGGGUAAAAAAAUGACCUGGAUUGCUUUCUUUUGAUCGUCUUCAGGAAGCCAAAUCGGGAGCCAAGGAACUUCUCCAUCGUUGCUCAAAAUCUGCUUUCAAACUUUACUGGUGGCUUUUUCCCCCUCCCCUGACUGUCUCCUUUUUAAGCCACCCAACUUUUCAGUUCGCAGCACCGGGUGCCACUCGAACCCGGCGCUGUUUUUCUUUGGUACAGUUUUUCUCACUCUCUACAUUUUAAAACUGUGAACAGCUGCGACAUCCUCAUGUUCUAAUAAAGCAACAUCUCUCAGCAGA
Molecule: messenger RNA, 1903 nt
Organism: Thamnophis sirtalis
Lineage: Eukaryota; Metazoa; Chordata; Lepidosauria; Squamata; Natricidae
Source: RefSeq, a predicted model, not a curated record